Molecule: messenger RNA, 1597 nt
Organism: Jatropha curcas
Lineage: Eukaryota; Viridiplantae; Streptophyta; Magnoliopsida; Malpighiales; Euphorbiaceae
Product: target of rapamycin complex subunit LST8
Biological process (GO): TOR signaling; regulation of actin cytoskeleton organization
Cellular component (GO): TORC1 complex; TORC2 complex
Molecular function (GO): protein binding
Source: RefSeq, a predicted model, not a curated record
CGUUAGACGAGUUCGGAAAAAACUUUAUAAAGUUAAUUUAACAAAUAACUUGAAUACGGCGGAACACAAACACCGAAAAACAUCUGAGUCCAUCGAAUCGCCUGUGGUACUGUCCGUUUUCAAGUUCCCUAAAAGAGGGAGAGAACCGAAAAAUGUUAUGUCCUCUUUCUUUGCAACUCUCAGUAAACCCUCAAAACCCUGAUUCAUAAUUCCAUCUUUUCCAUAUAUUUUCAUAUUCUUCACAUGAUUUUGAGAUGACACAACCAGCUGUGAUACUUGCAACUGCUAGCUAUGAUCAUACUAUUAGGUUUUGGGAGGCCAAAAGCGGUCGCUGCUACCGUACAAUCCAAUACCCAGAUUCGCAAGUUAAUCGGCUUGAGAUAAACCCAGAUAAACGGUACUUGGCUGCUGCUGGUAAUCCUCAGAUUAGGUUGUUCGAUGUCAACUCAAACAGCCCUCAACCAGUGAGAAGCUAUGAUUCACAUACAAAUAAUGUCAUGGCAGUGGGUUUUCAAUGUGAUGGAAACUGGAUGUAUUCGGGAUCUGAGGAUGGCACUGUAAAGAUUUGGGAUUUGAGAGCUCCAGGUUGUCAAAGGGAGUAUGAAAGUCGUGCAGCUGUUAACACUGUUGUCCUACACCCAAAUCAGACUGAGUUGAUAUCUGGGGAUCAAAAUGGGAACAUUCGCGUGUGGGAUUUGACAGCAAAUUCAUGUAGUUGUGAAUUGGUACCAGAGGUGGACACUGCUGUAAGGUCUCUAACAGUUAUGUGGGAUGGUAGCUUGGUAGUUGCUGCUAAUAAUCGCGGAACAUGCUAUGUGUGGCGCUUGUUGCGAGGGACCCAGGUAACUAUGACCAACUUUGAGCCACUUCACAAGCUGCAAGCACAUGAUGAAUACAUUCUCAAAUGUCUCCUUUCACCUGAAUUUUGUGAACCCCACAGAUAUCUGGCAACAGCAUCAUCAGAUCACACUGUCAAGAUAUGGAACGUUGAUGGGUUUACAUUGGAGAAAACUCUAAUAGGGCAUCAACGGUGGGUAUGGGACUGUGUUUUUUCAGUAGAUGGGGCCUACCUAAUAACAGCUUCUUCUGAUACAACAGCAAGGCUUUGGUCCAUGCAAACUGGUGAAGAUAUCAGGGUUUACCAAGGCCAUCACAAAGCAACUGUUUGUUGUGCUCUCCACGAUGGAGCAGAACCAUCACCAUCUUGAAUCCUGGAUUUAUCCCCCAUCCAAUUGUAUUGUUUCAUCUGUGAAAUGAAUGUAUUUAUCUAAGUUUGUAAAAAGUGUUCUGAUUUUUCCUUUGAAAUGGGCCCUUUGGUUGACAUCAAGACCCUUUAAGCACAAGCACAGAGAAUCUUGUUGGGUUUUGGAACUGGCCAAGAGCUAGCGAGAAUGUCAGUAGCUGGAAUUUCCGUCAGUAGGGAAACUAUAGAUUCUUUCUAUAAUCAGGUGUGGAAGAAUUCUAUUUGUGGCAGAUGGAGAGGGAAUACUCCAUUCUUUUCUUGUUUGGAUAGCAUAAAUAAAGAACGAAGUGAUUGGAUUUGAGAAUAUUAUGUACCAAGACAUCAAAUACAUUUUAUUCCCUCUUUUAGUGCUAA